Effrenium voratum is the source of this 5136-nucleotide messenger RNA. Lineage: Eukaryota; Dinophyceae; Suessiales; Symbiodiniaceae. The record is from the annotation of a GenBank genome assembly.
AGCCAGUUUAAGCUCAAGCGCUCAACACUCCGUGCAUUCUGCUUUCAUUUCCUGAGUCCGAACUCAAGAUGGCGUUUGUUCCCCCCGCCGAGCUGGAGCUUGAGAUAGCUAAUCUGGGGCUCGCCGGCAAACAGCCCGCGAGCCCCCAUGCCAAAAAACCAGAGGCACACCCUCACGGUACUCCCAUGUCACAAGCUAGUACAGCCCCGACAACUCCAAACAUGAUGUUUCGUCUUCCCAGCCUGAGCCUGGAGCACGACUUUGACGACGACCAUCACCCCUUCCUCACGAGGCAGCUGUCCAUUCCAGAAGAGCCUGAGGAAGGCGAGCGAGGCGAGCCUGAGAAUUUGGAGGCUGUGCUCCUCAACGUCAAGCAGGCUUACGAGAAGAAGUAUGGCCGUGCAGAGGACGAGGAACCCCGCGCUGAAGGUACCUUGAAGGUUCGUCAGCACACUUCGCAGGAAGCUCUUGAAGGGCUCCUGGAUGAAGUGAAGGACCUCUACCAAAAGAAGUAUGGCUUGCCCGCAGACGACGAUUCCGAGAAAGCCGCCGAUGGACCUGUUUGGAAGGUUGUUCACGGUACUGGGGUGCCAUGUGACGGUCGCAUUAGGCGGCUUGAGCAGAAGCUGGCAGAGGUCAAGCAGCUGUACCAGCAAAAAUAUGGCCAGGAGGCUGACGUCGAGUACGAUGAGGACGGCACUCCCUGGAUCCAGACGACAGGCACGUGCGCUCCCACAGACAUGCGUGUGGAGAGGCUGGAGCAGAUGUUUUCCACCGUGAAGGAGCUGUACUCGCAGAAGUACGGUCGCAGCGUGGACUUGGAGCACGACGCAGAUGGCACAGCCUGGACAGUGACUGAGGGAACCGGUGUGCCUCGUGACUGCCGGGUAGAGCGUCUUGAGCAGAAGCUGGCAGAGGUCAAGCAGCUCUACCUGCAGCAGUAUGGCGAGGAGGUGGAUGAGGAGACGGAUAUCCAGUAUGAUGAGGAGGGCACCCCCUGGAUCCAGACGACAGGCACGUGCGUUCCCACAGACAUGCGCGUGGAGAGGCUGGAGCAGAUGUUGUCCACCGUGAAGGAGCUGUACGCGCAGAAGUACAGUCGCAGCGUGGACUUGGAGUACGACGCAGAUGGCACAGCCUGGACAGUGACUGAGGGAACCGGUGUGCCUCGUGACUGCCGCGUAGAGCGUCUCGAGCAGAAGCUGGCAGAGGUCAAGCAGCUCUACCUGCAGCAGUACGGCGAGGAGGUGGAUGAGGAGACGGAUAUCCAGUAUGAUGAGGAGGGCACCCCCUGGAUCCAGACGACAGGCACGUGCGUUCCCACAGACAUGCGGGUGGAGAGGCUGGAGCAGAUGUUGUCCACCGUGAAGGAGCUGUACUCGCAGAAGUACGGUCGCAGCGCGGACUUGGAGUACGACGCAGAUGGCACAGCCUGGACAGUGACCAAAGGAACCGGUGUGCCUUGUGACUGCCGGGUAGAGCGUCUUGAGCAGAAGCUGGCAGAGGUCAAGCAGCUCUACCAGCAGAAGUACGGCGAGGAGGUGGAUGAGGAGACGGACGUCCAGUAUGAUGAGGAGGGCACCCCCUGGAUCCAGACGACAGGCACGUGCGUUCCCACAGACAUGCGCGUGGAGAGGCUGGAGCAGAUGUUGUCCAACGUGAAGGAGCUGUACUCGCAGAAGUACGGUCGCAGCGUGGACUUGGAGUACGACGCAGAUGGCACAGCCUGGACAGUGACCGAGGGAACCGGUGUGCCUCGUGACUGCCGGGUAGAGCGUCUUGAGCAGAAGCUGGCAGAGGUCAAGCAGCUCUACCUGCAGCAGUACGGCGAGGAGGUGGAUGAGGAGACGGAUGUCCAGUAUGAUGAGGAGGGCACCCCCUGGAUCCAGACGACAGGCACAUGCGUUCCCACAGACAUGCGCGUGGAGAGGCUGGAGCAGAUUUUGUCCACCGUGAAGGAGCUGUACGCGCAGAAAUACGAUCGCAGCGUGGACUUGGAGUACGACGCAGAUGGCACAGCCUGGACAGUGACUGAGGGAACCGGUGUGCCUCGUGACUGCCGGGUAGAGCGUCUUGAGCAGAAGCUCGCAGAGGUCAAGCAGCUCUACCAGCAGAAGUACGGCGAGGAGGUGGAUGAGGAGACGGAUGUCCAGUAUGAUGAGGAGGGCACCCCCUGGAUCCAGACGACAGGCACGUGCGCUCCCACAGACAUGCGUGUGGAGAGGCUGGAGCAGAUGUUGUCCACCGUGAAGGAGCUGUACUCGCAGAAGUACGGUCGCAGCGUGGACUUGGAGUACGACGCAGAUGGCACAGCCUGGACAGUGACUGAGGGAACCGGUGCGCCUCGUGACUGCCGGGUAGAGCGUCUUGAGCAGAAGCUGGCAGAGGUCAAGCAGCUCUACCAGCAGAAGUACGGCGAGGAGGUGGAUGAGGAGACGGAUGUCCAGUAUGAUGAGGAGGGCACGCCCUGGAUCCAGACGACAGGCACGUGCCUUCCCACAGACAUGCGCGUGGAGAGGCUGGAGCAGAUUUUGUCCACCGUGAAGGAGCUGUACGCGCAGAAAUACGAUCGCAGCGUGGACUUGGAGUACGACGCAGAUGGCACAGCCUGGACAGUGACUGAGGGAACCGGUGUGCCUUGUGACUGCCGGGUAGAGCGUCUUGAGCAGAAGCUGGCAGAGGUCAAGCAGCUCUACCAGCAGAAGUACGGCGAGGAGGUGGAUGAGGAGACGGACGUCCAGUAUGAUGAGGAGGGCACCCCCUGGAUCCAGACGACAGGCACGUGCGUUCCCACAGACAUGCGCGUGGAGAGGCUGGAGCAGAUGUUGUCCACCGUGAAGGAGCUGUACUCGCAGAAGUACGGUCGCAGCGUGGACUUGGAGUACGACGCAGAUGGCACAGCCUGGACAGUGACCGAGGGAACCGGUGUGCCUCGUGACUGCCACGUAGAGCGUCUUGAGCAGAAGCUGGCAGAGGUCAAGCAGCUCUACCAGCAGAAGUACGGCGAGGAGGUGGAUGAGGAGACGGAUAUCCAGUAUGAUGAGGAGGGCACCCCCUGGAUCCAGACGACAGGCACGUGCGUUCCCACAGACAUGCGCGUGGAGAGGCUGGAGCAGAUUUUGUCCACCGUGAAGGAGCUGUACUCGCAGAAGUACGGUCGCAGCGUGGACUUGGAGUACGACGCAGAUGGCACAGCCUGGACAGUGACUAAGGGAACCGGUGUGCCUCGUGACUGCCGGGUAGAGCGUCUUGAGCAGAAGCUGGCAGAGGUCAAGCAGCUCUACCAGCAGAAGUAUGGCGAGGAGGUGGAUGAGGAGACGGAUAUCCAGUAUGAUGAGGAGGGCACCCCCUGGAUCCAGACGACAGGCACAUGCGUUCCCGCAGACAUGCGCGUGGAGAGGCUGGAGCAGAUGUUGUCCACCGUGAAGAAGCUGUACUCGCAGAAGUACGGUCGCAGCGUGGACUUGGAGUACGACGCAGAUGGCACAGCCUGGACAGUGACUGAGGGAACCGGUGUGCCUCGUGACUGCCGCGUAGAGCGUCUCGAGCAGAAGCUGGCAGAGGUCAAGCAGCUCUACCAGCAGAAGUACGGCGAGGAGGUGGAUGAGGAGACGGAUAUCCAGUAUGAUGAGGAGGGCACCCCCUGGAUCCAGACGACAGGCACAUGCGUUCCCGCAGACAUGCGCGUGGAGAGGCUGGAGCAGAUGUUGUCCACCGUGAAGAAGCUGUACUCGCAGAAGUACGGUCGCAGCGUGGACUUGGAGUACGACGCAGAUGGCACAGCCUGGACAGUGACUGAGGGAACCGGUGUGCCUCGUGACUGCCGGGUAGAGCGUCUUGAGCAGAAGCUGGCAGAGGUCAAGCAGCUCUACCAGCAGAAGUAUGGUGAGGAGGUGGAACAUGUGGAGUUUGAUACGGAGACGGGGGAUUUCACUUAUGACGGGGACGGCACGCUUUGGAUCAAGACCGCGCCCACAGGUUUGCGUGAAGCGCUGGUGCCUUCUGAGAACGAGCUGGGAGAGAUGCUGCAGGAGGUGAAGGACAUCUAUAUGCAGCGCUUUGGGACCAGGGUGGAGGAGCCGCAGUCCUCGUGGAGCGAUGAGGAUGGCACCCCAUGGAUGGAGUUUGGUGGCCAGCCUGCCAGCAGUCAGGAAAGUUCCUUCGUGGACACCUGCAGCAUGCAGUGAAAGCAGAGCAUGGGAGAGUUUGAAGCGUAUGGAGGAUGCCGACAGGAUGGCAAGACUCAUCCAAGCUUGGAAUGUUUCCUGCCCGGUGAUCCUCUCGGCUUAAGAGGAUAAGCUUUGACCCAACAGAGGGCACAUUUGAAUGCACGUGAUAGACUGCCAAGGCAGUCGAAUUUGACCUAAGCACCCGUUCCAUGUUCCUCCUCUCGCAACAAUAAUGCAUACACAAGCUUUCAUCAUUUUGAGAGGUUGAGCGGGUGUCUUUGAACUUUGAGCAAAGACUGCGCCAUUGAAACCGGACCUUGUGAUUGCCUUUUGCAGGUUGCGUUUCUUCUUUGAGCCUCUCAGUGUACUUGUAGCAGAUUUGUGACUUGGGCAAAUGCCGUUUGUCGAGAAGAUGUUUAGUCACGCAAUCCGGCAACUUCGCUUGACGCCUGCACAGAGGUCCAGUGCCACAGGCGCUGGCCCAAUCCAAACAUCUUGGCGCAGAUCUUGUGGCACGAAAGUCAGACCCGUCUGGCGACUGAUUUAAAGUCCAACGAACCAGGUCCGUUGGCUCCUCAGCCCUGCAGGGGAUCUUUAAAGGUACUUUGUGACCAUCACGCCAGACACAGCUUAUGGCAACUUUUAUCUCAUGUUCGUUGUACCGCUCUAGAUUCGUCAAGAGAGGUUCGGCCGGCGUUUGAACAUUUGAAUCUGCAAAGGCCAACCCGUGCUGAUGGCAUGCUGGACAGUUGACUAGAUGAAUCCAACAUGCUAGCGAUCCCGUCUUAGCCAGCUGCCAUUCGGCCCUUGACGUACCAUCCGUGGUUUGAUUGGGUGGACCCGACCCCGGUCAAACGACGAAACGAGGCUUGCCAGUUUCAAGUUGCCGGCUUCCUAGGCACAGCUCACGGUAUUCAACUAAUCGUGGCUGCAGUCUUGGCAACCAUAUACGGCAGAGAGCAUGAGG